GACUCUUCUCCGUAGCAACUAGCUAGCUAGCCUCCCUCACCAUGGCUACUUGUAAGCUCUUAGCUGUUGGUCUCACUGUCCUGCUAUGCUUUGUAUUAACCAAUGCUAUUAGGGUGGUAAACCACGCCGCCACAGCUGAUGGGCAAGGCAGCGGCGGUGGUGGAGGUGGGGGAACGGAAACUGCCUAUGGCUCUGGUUACGGCUCUGGCUCUGGCACUAGCUCUUCCUUCAGCGGUUCCUAUGACAGCGAUACAUCUGCUGCUGCUAGUGCAAGUGGUGAUGGCUCUGGCAGUGGCAGCUGGGAAGGUUAUGACCAAUCCGCGAAAGGGUAUGGAGCAGGAGGUGCGUCUGGCUCAGGCCAUGGCGAUUCGGGUGGGUUUUACGGUGAUGGGGCUUCCAAUGCAAAUGGAAGUGGUGGUGGCAGUGGCUCUGGAGGAAGUUUCGGCAAUGGUGAAGGGAGUGGUGCAGGCUCAGGAAGUGGGCAAGGUUCAGGCUAUUACGGCGGACCAGAUGGUUCAAGCAACGCAAACAGCGGUGGCGGUGGAGGUGGGAGCGGUGGUGGCCACGGUGGUGGGUUUGGCCGUGGUUCCGGUGGUGGAUCAGGUACCAGUAAUAGCUCUCACUGGGACAACGGUUAUUAUGACACUCCACAGCCUUAAAAUGCCGUUUAUUUGGAAAAAUGCGCCAGCCCUUGAACGAGACACACACAAAUAUAUAUUCGUUCCAUAUCGUUUGAGAUAAUAUAUAUUUUCUUCGAAUAAAUCGGGUGCCUUUUGGUUAGUUAUACAACUUAGUUAUGGGUUGUACUACUAAUUAACAAUAUGGCCACGUUAUGUAUGAUGAUGCAUGCUUUGUGGCUGUUGUCUCACAGCGUGCAUGUCUUUUGCUUGUAAUUUGUUAAUCGCACAAUAUGAAAUGCUUUGCUUUGAUCAAGAAGUAAUGGAUUUGGUUCCU
Molecule: messenger RNA, 954 nt
Organism: Sorghum bicolor (sorghum)
Lineage: Eukaryota; Viridiplantae; Streptophyta; Magnoliopsida; Poales; Poaceae
Product: putative glycine-rich cell wall structural protein 1
Exons: 1
Coding region: 42-659 (205 amino acids)
Source: RefSeq, a predicted model, not a curated record